AUCAAAUUCAAAAGCGUUAUCUCAAAUGAAAAUACAUAAAUAGUCGGCAGCUUUUGAUAUACUUUUCAUUAAUUACGUUACAUUGAACCAACAAUAAGGCGAGUACGUAACACGCAAUACAAUGUUUAAAGUCACAUCGUUUCUGUGGCUGUUCGUUUUCGGCUGCAGCUCGGUGUCGUCCGAGUUAAUUUACAACGGACUGAGCAAUUCGUUCGAACCGGAUUGGUGGCAAUCUGAAAUCAUUUAUCAGAUAUAUGUCAGGUCUUUCAAAGACAGCAACGGUGACGGAAUCGGUGAUCUGAACGGUUAGUCGAUUUUUUUUUCCGUAUCUUAUUUCACCAAGAGGUGGUCUAGUCAAAAAGUAUGGAUUUGAUUCAUAAUACUAUAACGUAUAAUUCACAAUUUUCAAUCAAAUUAUUAAAAAUUAUCGUGUUUAACAUGCUCACAUAUUUUAUAAGUACCUAAUUCAUUUAUCUAUAUAUGCUCAUAAUAUUUAUGUCAUAUUUACAAGGAUAAUAUGAAUGCAAUAAAACACUCUAUUUACUACUAUUUCUUCUACACUAUAACAAAUGAAUAAUACAAUUACGAAAACCAAAUAAAACUCUCAAUAGAAUUUGUUUUUCCUUUCAGUAACUAAUAACAAAAAGGAAAGUGUAACUUAUUUCUAAGUGGGUAACUAAAAUCGAGUGGACAACCACGAAUACAACCAAAUUAUUUUGUUUAUGUGUAAAUAUGAUUUAUUCGUUUUCUUCGUUUUACAACGUUUGACAUAAACCGAUGAUAAAACAUUUUACAGUACCAAAACAAAAAUUUUAAUCGGGCUAUUAGAGUAAAUAUUCUUAUUAUUAACUUCAGUUUUUCUUUUUUUAUCUCCAUAGUAGGUAUGCGUAUGAAUAUCUCAGAAUUAUUGUAUUGUUUUUCCAAUUUGCUCAAUAAUAUUUAGUUAUCUUCGCUAUAUUUAGGCAAGUCACAGUUAGUUAAAAAAAAAUAUUCUUCAAUAUACAGAGGAUAUUUACGAUGAUCUACCACUUGAAAUAACUUUUAUUCGAUUCAAUAUUUUUGAUGCAUUUUUGUUCAAAUAAUUAGUAUGCAUCUGUAUUACAAUUUAAAUAUGAACAUAUUUUUUUUUAGGGUAAGAGAGGAUAGGUUAGGUUAGGGACUUAAAAUUAAACUAUAAUUUUUUUAAAAAAAUUAAAAAUGGCUAUUUUUAAAAAUAGAUUUGUAGACAAUUUUUAGUGGUUGAAACAUUUUGUCAAAGUAUGGUUUUUUAUUUUUGAUGUUUUUGUAAACGUGAAUAUUAUUCCUAUUGUGGUUAUUCUAUUACAAUAUAAUUUAAUCAGUUAUUAGUCAGGGCACAUGACAAGGACUUUAUUUUUUAUAAAUUAAUACCCUCUCAUCAUUACGAUAAAGGAUAGAGAUUAUUCUUGAAACAGUAAAUCAAAAAUGGUUAUUUAUUUUGAUUAACAAUAUUGUUAUGAUUAAAAAGAAAAUUAUUUAAAUUUCUAAAAAAUCGUAGAAAAUAAAAGACCAUACUUUGACAAACGUUUCAAUCAUCAAACAUUUUCUAAAAUGGCCAUUUUAAAUUUUUUAAAAAAAUUAUAUUAAAAUUUUGAAUUUUUUUUAGUCCCCUUCCUCUAAAAUAAAUGUUCAUAUAUUAACUGUAUAGCAGAAGCAUACUUAUUAUUAAAAAAAAAAAUUAUCAAAAAUAUUUAAUAGAACAGAAGUUAUUUUAAAUGGAAGAUUAUCCUGGGAUUCUCUGUAUAGAUACAUUUAUUAUUAUUAAGUUUUAAGUUAACUAACUUUUUACAAAUGAUAUUUUUAGAUUAAUUUUUGAAAAAUUAUGUUAAAUUGCAUUAAUAUUAUGUUAUUUCACCUUUCAUGCAACGAAAUGAUCAGUGCCUUGAUCUUUAAUAGCUAUAAUAUCUACAAUAACAUUUACGAAUGACAAUGUUAUCAUUUCGUUAUUUGUAUAGGCAUAAGAGAAAAAGUUCCUUACUUCAAAAGUAUAGGCGUUGGCGCGGUAUGGCUUUCGCCGAUAUUCCUCUCGCCACAAAACGAUUUCGGUUAUGAUAUAUCCGACUACAAAGAAAUCGAUCCAAUUUACGGUUCGAUGGCAGACUUUGAACGAAUGAGGGACGAGUUUCAUAAAAAUGGUACGUGGGUUUGAUUAUAAUAAUUUUUGCAAAAUAAUUUGAUUACGUUUUAAUAAUGAUUUAUAUUUAUAGGUAUAAAAGUGUUAUUGGACUUUGUGCCUAACCAUACGAGCGAUGAACACGAAUGGUUUCAGAAAUCAAUUCAGAAAGUUCAGCCUUUUACUGACUAUUACGUGUGGAAAGAUCCGAUUAUCGACCAACAAGGCAAUAGAACUCCACCGAAUAAUUGGGUGAGUUCUAUAUAGUAGUAUACUAAUAAUUCAUUCAUUUUUCGUAUUUUUUUUUUUUUAAAUAAUUUUAUAAAAUAUUAUAAAUCAAAACAAUGACCAUUGUAAAAUGUGUUAUAAUCACUUAUUUUAUUUUUAAACGCUGCACAAAAUUUGUCAAACCGUUUUUUACUAUCCCCGAAAAAACGUUUUCCAAAACAAAAACACACACACACACACUAUUCAUUCUGUAAAAGUAUUAGUUUAUUAAAUAUUAAUGCAUAUUUAGUAGGCAAUUACAAUUUCGAAAUUUAGCUACCACGAAAAUACUGUAAUUUUGUUUUUGUGGUGACUUAAUAUUUGUGUGGAAAAGUUAUGCGUAUUGGGUAGUAAUUAAAACUUAAGUGUGUUUUUGUUUUUGAAUGUAUGUAUACAGAUUAAUUUACUAAGCAAACACCAUUUGUUUGGUUAAAUUUUACAUAUAUUCAAAUUCUGAUUUUUGGAAUUUUUAAGUGUAUAGUUAAAGUCGAUACUUUCAAAUACAAUUUACAAAUACUAUGGUGAUACAAACUAGUUUUUUCAAAUGAGAGCCUAUAUUAUUAAAAAUUUUUAUUCAAAGGUUUUUAAAUGAUUUUAGAAAAAUGCCUUUUUCUAAAACAUUUACAGAACAUUACUCUAAAUGGGUAGUUCCUUAUAUAGUUUCCAUUAUAUCAAUUGGAAAACGGUGAUUCAAAAUAGUUGUUUUUUUUUUAGAUUUUCAAUGAAGAGAUGAUGCUUAUAGUUUAAUUCAAUAUAUUUUUUAAUAUCAUAAUUUCAAAAAAAUAAACAAAAAUCUAUUCUACGGGUUUUAAGCCGUGAAUUCUUAUUAUUAAUUAGAUUUGUUUAUUCGUGGAUUGUAUUUUAAAAGAAACAAUCAACGAAAUAAAGAUAAUAAAUAAUUUAUAAUUUUAUAAAUUUGUGUACCUUAAGAAAAUUUUCGUUAUUCCAGUUAGGCGUAUUCAACAGCGGAUCCGCGUGGGAAUGGAACGAAGAACGUCAACAAUAUUAUUUACAUCAGUUUCAAGUCAAACAGCCCGACUUAAACUACAGAAAUCCGUCAGUCGGAGAGGAAAUAAAGGUACACAUACUAUAAUUUCGAACGUUUGCAAAAACGUUGUGUUUGAUGAUUUAAAAUUUGAUAUAAUAUUACUUACGACGAAGAACACGCUAUUGUAUUGGCUGGGACGCGGCGUAGACGGAUUUAGAUUUGACGCGGUAAAUUAUCUGUUCGAACGAAAAGAUUUGGCGGAUGAACCAAAAUCGAACAAGAUCGGUUUUCUGGACACCGAUUACGAUUCGUUGAUCCACACCAGCACUCUCGAUCAACCGGAAACUUAUGAAAUGGUCGGAGUGUGGAGACAGAUGUUGGACAGUUACAGGACCAGCGAAAAGAAAACCAAGUAAACAAAACUCGUAAUUAAAUAAACAUUUCUGCAACAAAUACGUUUAUCCAAUCACGGCGCAUGCACUUCAAAAUUGGAAGAGAUUAAACAAAAUAACUACUGUUUUAAAACGAAAAUUUUUGAAAGUACUUUAUUUAUUAAAAUAAUUUCCCCUCUCCUCCUUCAAAAAAAAACUAAUAAAAAUACGAUGCGACAGCACGUGAUUUAUAAACUCCGUUUUUUUUUCUUUUAUAAACAAUUUCAUGAUUUCUAUAUAGGUUCAUGAUGGUGGAAUGUUAUUCACCUUUUGACAAAACAAUGAGAUACUACGGUAACCAGUCAUCACCCGGUGCUCAUUUUCCAUUUAAUUUUAUGUUCAUCGGCACUUUCGAUCAACAAUCCAACGCACCCAAAGUUCAUAAUAUAAUCAAAUCCUGGUUUGAGGGUAUGCCUAAUGGCAUGUGGCCAAACUGGGUGGUAAGUAAAUAUAUGUUUUAUUUGUUUAUCGUUUUUUUGGGAAGAGGUCCUCUUCUGAUUUUACAAUAACCUUACGUUGUUUUAUAAUCUAUUUUCAUCCACAAAAACGAACAAAACAAAUAAUGAUUAGAAAAAAAACAAAUGGGAAUAUUUUCGAAAAGUUUUAAGUAAACUAAACUGCAUAUUUUAAGUUACCUAUCGGCUACUGCGUGAAAUAAUUUGAUGUAAUUUAUUUACCCGUACAAAAUAGUGUUUUUCGAGAAAAAAAAACAUUUUGGUAAAUCCAAAGGCUAUAAAAAUAAAACAAUUAUGUGGAUUCCUAAUAGUAGUUAUCAAUAUACAUACUAUCUUAUUCAGCUGGGAAAUCACGACAACGCACGGGUGGCUACCAGGAGUAACCCUUUAUUGGUGGACGGGCUCCAUAUGAUUCAAAGCCUCUUGCCGGGCACUCAGGUGACUUAUUAUGGCGACGAGCUCGGUUUGAUCGAUACCAACGUCCGCUGGGACCAAACCGUCGAUCCAGCAGGUCUCAACGUGGGUCCUUACCGGUACACGAAGUUCAGUAGAGAUCCCGUUCGAACGCCGUUCCCGUGGGACAGUUCGUACAAUGCGGGUAAUAAUAAUGAUUUAUAAUAACGAAUCUAAAAUAUAAUCCAAAACGAUAAUAUUGAUUAUUAUUUGCGACUAUAGGCUUUUCUAAUUCUUCUCAUUUAUGGCUGCCCCUCAACUCCGAUUACUGGUUGAAAAACAUGGAAGAAGAAUCGAAGUACAAAAGCAAUCUAAAAACGUACAGACAAUUGUCAAAACUGAGGAGGAGCCCCGUGUUCGUAAAAGGCGAUAUGCAUUUAUACACCUUGUCUAAAUGGGUGUUUGGAUUUUCCAGGUACUUAUGUACAAUGAUAAACAAUGAUUAAUAUUAAACAUAGUAUUUUAGCUUUUAUUUCACCUAUUUUACCUUACCUUACUAUUAAUUUCGUUUUAAAAAAUCAUAUUUCGAAUCUACCGCGUUUGCCAAUGAUUUAAAAAUGAAAUAUCUUAUUUAUACAAAUUGUUUCUGAAAUAUUUUUAUCAUUUAGUCGCACUUUUUUUAAAUAUUUAUUUUCGUAGUUUAAUAUUCCAUCAUUUACAGUUUGAUUAAAUUUAUCAUUUACUUAAUUAAGAUUUUGAAAGCUCUAUAAAAAUGUUUGUGAUCCUUUUUGUCCCAUAUAUAUAUAUCGGAUCGUGAUUUAUUGAAUUUUGCGUAUAUUAAAAAAUCCUUUAAAUAUUUGGAUAAAAUACUUUACUCAAUAAAAAUUUAAACAUUAUACGUCACCAUGAAUAUUAAAAAUGUCAAUCUAUUAAUUUUUCGAAAAAUUACUUUUCAAUACAUAGCAGUAUAGAUAUGAAUUAUCUUUGUUGAAGUUUAUUACAAAAUGGUUACCUUAAGUUUUCAUUGAGAUACUCAAAAUAAAAUUGUUCUAAAUAAUGAAAAAAAAAAAUAGAAUAGAAUAGAAUCUUUUUAAAGUGAAUUAUUAUUUGAGAUAUAAUCUAUUAUCAUUCAAAUAUUUUGAAAAUAAAGAGAUUCUUUAUUAAAAAAAUAAAAGCUGUAAAAUAAAAUUACCCACAAAUAUAAUUAUAUGAAAAAAUCAGUACAAAAACGUUCAAUCUCAAAACAGAGUUUUGGAAUGGGUAUAUCUCUGCAAUUCUUACAUUGAAAAGGUUGAAAACUCGUGAUCAUUAAAAUCUAUUUAAAUUUAAGAGCAAAACUUUGUAUUAAUUAUUGUUAUUAUUAUUAUUAUUAAAUAAUAGCAUUCCGGAAUCAUCAAAAAAUACAUUUUCAAAUUUUAAAAUACUCUUUCUCAUAAAAAUUGUCCUAAAUGGCAUAAAACCUUUUUAUUCUCAAGUGGUAAGUAACGAAACUGUACCGAUUGUUGUAGGAGUUUUUACGACCAUCCGACGUAUUUCAUCGUGGUCAAUUUCGGCAGCGAAAUCGAAGUAAUCGACCUUUUGAAAGUUAGAGAUACGUUACCGCUGACAUUAAAAGUGAAAAUUUCUAGCAUAAACUCUGGUUACAUUACGGGGUAAGUGAGACAUGUUUAACAACAGUAAUUUUAUUUUUACAUUACUAUAAUAAUUAAAAUAAUUUUGUUUUAACUUUUAUCAUUUUUUUUUUUUUUAUUUUUUUAGAAAUAUAAUCCAUACAAAAUUCGUUGUACUCAGACCAAAAGCAGCUCUUGUACUCACAACAGCGAAGACCAAUUCAAAUUCAUAAGACGGGCCGGUAUUAUUAUAUUUUUUUUUUUAACUUAUAAUAAUUAUUGUUAGUAUUGUUGUUUAUUGUGCAUAUAUUGUAUAUUAAUUAUGAUUUGUUUUUUAUUAUAGCGUAGUAAUAUUAUAUUGAAAACUGAAUGUGGCUUAAAAAAAUUGUUACUACGUACCUAUACAACUGUAUUUAUAAUAUUAUAUUUUAGAACAAUAGACACUGUAUAAAUAAUAUUAAGUAAUUAAUUAUAUUUUAAGCACAUUUCUCGGUUAAAAACAUCAUGAAAACUAUUUUUUUUUUUUCUAUUAUUAUUAUUUUUUAUUUGUUUAUUAGAAUAAACGCUAGUCAGCUUUUUA
This is a messenger RNA of Cinara cedri, 6855 nucleotides long. The record is from the annotation of a GenBank genome assembly. NCBI's taxonomy places the organism in Eukaryota, Metazoa, Arthropoda, Insecta, Hemiptera, Aphididae.